Molecule: messenger RNA, 324 nt
Organism: Fraxinus pennsylvanica
Lineage: Eukaryota; Viridiplantae; Streptophyta; Magnoliopsida; Lamiales; Oleaceae
Source: the annotation of a GenBank genome assembly
AUGGCUUCUAGUGGUUUUACAGCACCUUUGCCUUCAGUAUUUAUAGAAGAAAACUAUGACUUCUGGUCUGCGAAGAUGAAAGCAUAUUUGAAGGCAUACGACCUCUGGGAGAUCACAGAAACUAGGGCUGAACCUCCACCAUUGAGAGUAAAUCCCACCAUUGCACAACUGAAGCAACAUAGUGAAGAAAUUGCUAAGAAGUUUAAGGCUCUUUCCUGUAUCCAAUCAGCUGUCUCAGAUGCUAUCUUCAUUAGGAUUAUAACCUGCAAAACAGCAAAUGAAGCUUGUGAAAAUUUAAAGGAGAAAUUUCGGGGCAAUGAGUGA